AUGGCGCCCAAGGGAGAUAAAUACUCGGUCAUCUUGCCCACCUUCAACGAGCGCAAGAACUUACCCAUCGUCGCUUGGUUGCUCAACCGCACCUUUACUGAUGCGAAGCUCGAUUGGGAACUCAUCAUUGUCGACGAUGGCUCGCCUGACGGCACCCAGAUCGUCGCUAACCAGCUCGUGAAGGCAUACUCACCCCACGUUAUCCUGAAGACCCGAACCGGCAAACUGGGCCUCGGAACUGCCUAUGUGCACGGCCUGCAAUUCGUGACGGGCAACUUCGUCGUCAUCAUGGACGCCGACUUCAGCCACCACCCCAAGUUUAUCCCCCGCAUGAUCGAGGUCCAGAAGCAGGCCAACUACGACAUCGUGACCGGCACGCGGUACGCUGGCGAUGGUGGUGUUUACGGCUGGGAUCUCAAGCGCAAGUUCGUGUCAAGGGGUGCCAACCUGUUUGCGGAUACCGUGUUGCGACCUGGUGUCAGUGAUCUGACUGGCAGUUUCAGAUUGUACAAGAGGUCCGUCUUGCAAAAGGUCAUUGAGAGCACAGAGAGCAAGGGCUACACUUUCCAGAUGGAGAUGAUGGUCCGCGCCAAGGCUAUGGGAUGUACUGUAGCCGAGGUGCCAAUCUCCUUCGUUGACCGAGUCUACGGUGAGAGCAAACUUGGAGGCGACGAGAUCAUCGAGUAUGCUAAGGGUGUUCUGAACCUCUGGCUCAAGGUGUAA
Truncatella angustata is the source of this 723-nucleotide messenger RNA. Its product is annotated as family 2 glycosyltransferase. Gene Ontology annotation, cellular component: endoplasmic reticulum membrane. The transcript is spliced from 2 exons. The record is from RefSeq and is a predicted model, not a curated record. Bases 1 to 723 code for a protein of 240 amino acids. Gene Ontology annotation, biological process: GPI anchor biosynthetic process; protein O-linked glycosylation via mannose. Lineage: Eukaryota; Fungi; Ascomycota; Sordariomycetes; Amphisphaeriales; Sporocadaceae. Gene Ontology annotation, molecular function: dolichyl-phosphate beta-D-mannosyltransferase activity.